This is a messenger RNA of Rotaria sordida, 1199 nucleotides long. The record is from the annotation of a GenBank genome assembly. NCBI's taxonomy places the organism in Eukaryota, Metazoa, Rotifera, Eurotatoria, Philodinida, Philodinidae.
UAGCAUGUCAAUAUGGACGUGUCGAAUGUGAAUUUAAUGCAACAUGUACUAAACAAGAUGAAUGUCAAUGUAUAUUCAAUUGUAACGAUGAUGGAGAGCCAGUUCAAGAUGAGAGAACCGGAAUCAUGUAUCCUAAUCAAUGUCGAUUAGAUCAAGCUCAAUGCCAUUCUUAUUAUCAACAAGGAUUUUCGAGAAAAGAAGACUCGACAUGUACAUCAAUAUGCUCCCAUGGGUCUGUAUGUCGAAUAGAUGUGAGUGGUUUGUCUAGUUGCGAUUGUCCGGACAAUUGCAAUGAAUAUGUUCAUACAAUACCAUCAGAAGGAUAUGUUUGUGGUAGUGACAAUCAAACUUAUGAAUCAUUAUGUAAAUUAAAUAAAAAAGCAUGUCAAACACAACAAAAUUUGACUGUUGCAUAUCUUGGUGAAUGUCAAGGUUGUCAUCAUUCAAAUUGUCCUAAAAAUGUUAAUGAAUGUAAUCCUCAUAUACAAUGUUUAUCUGAUUAUCAUCUUUUAUGUGCAAGUAAUCUUAAAGAAUAUUAUAAUGAAUGUGAAAUGAAUAAAUAUGCAUGUCAAUCAAAUAUACAUUUAACAAAAUUGUAUGAUGGUCCAUGUAAUUUUUCUGAACAACAUCAACAAACUGAAGCCUGCAAGGCUCUUAGUUGUUUGAAUGGAAAGACAUGUAUCGUUGAAGAUGGUAUUGGUGUGUGUCGAUGUCUAUUUAAUUGUCCAUCAGAAGAAAAUAAAAUAUGUGGAUCAAAUGGUAUUUUCUAUCAUAAUUUAUGUGAAAUGGAACGUGAUCGUUGUAUUAAAGAAGAAAAUAUUAUACUAAUUGUUAAUUCAUAUUGUAUGCCAAUGUGUGAUACAUUUCAAUGUCCAUAUGGUCAAUGUAAACAACAAUCUAAUGGUCAAGUAGAAUGUGAAUGUCAAUCAUGUUCAGAAAUAUAUUCUUAUCAAGAUAUAAUAUGUGGUAGUAAUGGUAUUACUUAUUCAUCACAAUGUCAUCUUGAAUAUGAUGCUUGUAUUGGACGUUUAAAUGUAAAACCAAUUCAUAUGGGACAAUGUAAUAAUUGUCAUAAUGUUACAUGUCCAUUUAACGGACAAUGUCGAUCUGAACAAGGAAAUUAUACUUGUGUUUGCCCGUCAAGAAAUAUUUGUCCACCUGUUCAAGUAUGUUUUUUUUUCUCAUGUUAUAUGACAUGA